AUGAGGGAGGCCGCGGACGGGGGGGAGGUGAGAGAGGAAGGGGAGGAAGAGGAGGAGGAGAAGGUAGCGGAGGAGGGAGAGGAGGGGCAGGGGGGAGAGGAGGAGGAGGAGGGGGAGGAGGAAGAGGAGGAACGUCCAGUUCAGACGGACAUGAGAGGAGAGGGGGGCCUACCCUCACAAGCCAGUGCUGACAUGCAGGAGCUGGAAGGCAUGCUGGAGAAGUGGCAGAGGGAGAAGCCGGUGUUUGAUGGGAAGUACCACAGCAUUCGCUCGGUGAUCUACAGGUUGAGGAAGUCGCUGGAUAGACGCCAGCACAGCGAGAGACAGCGGCAGAGGAUGGAGGAAGGGCAGCUGCUGCAUGCCGAGUUCUUCCCUUCAGGUCAGCAUCCGUCCAGCAUGCAAGCUGUGGAUGGUCCGGGCGAGCUCAGCUUGGAUGGCCGACCAAGGCAUGACAACGACCAUCUUGAGAUUUCAGCUAUUUCGGUGGCGCCAACGAUGGCCGAGGUUCUCUGCAAGGCGUCGCCCUACCUACCACACAACCACCCCAGCGAGCCACACCACCUGCCAGCGGGCUCGGUGGCCCGCCACGUGGACAUUCAAUUCCGCCUGCUCCGCCACGACCUGAUUGCCCCCCUCUGGAGCAAGGCGCUCUUCCUCUUCCACCGCCUCAACCAGGAAUCCUCCUCCCUUCAUGCUCGUGGCGGGAGCAGCAGCGGGAGCAGUGGGAGCGGUGGUGGAAGGGAGGAUGCGAUGGGGCUGUUGAGGGCGGACAGGGAGUUGGUGAGGGGUCUGACGGAUGACAUGAAGGGCGUGGUGGGGUUUUCUUCGGAAGACAUGGACGUGUAUCUGCUGCGGGAUGUGCACGUGCUGUCCAUCAACACAGACAAGAGGAGCGGCGUGUACUUUUUGAUUGACUUCCUUGAGCCUCCCAUGCCGCGGGGCCGGAAUGCCCGGAACAGUUUUAGGGUGGAGUUCUGGGAGAACACACGGAGGCUGCAGAACGGCUCCCUGGUCUGCCUGUGGAUCCGAGACGUCCAGCACAGCCACACUCACCGCACUCGCAGGCAGCAGCAGCUCCCCCCUGCGGGAGGCACUUCAGCGAGCGACUCUUCCUCCCACCGGCUCGUCUUUGCGACUAUCACAGCCCGGGAUACGAAGAGGCUCGCCACUGCCAGGCCGCAGAUUGGGGUGCAGCCGUGCGGGGAGAACGGGUUCAAUGCAGACCUGCUGGAGCUGAUUGCUCAGGACGGCAGUAGGGGCAGAGGCGGGAGUAAGGGCGUACAGGUGGUGAUGUUGGAGGCGCAUGGGAGUUUUUUUGCGUAUGAGCCGAUUCUGAAGGCGCUGCAGAGCAUCACAGACACGUCACUGCCCUUCUCUGAGUACAUCUGUGGGGCAGCUGGCGGAGCACCUGGGGGGGUACCUGGAGGGGCACCUGGGAGGGCACCUGGAGCGUACAAGCUGCCUGCGUACAUCAAAGGUGGCAUGAUGUACGACUUGGGCUUGCUGCUCAAGACCAAGCCUCCCUCUUCCUCCUCUUCCCAGCAGGCAGCGAAUGCUCCAGAGGACGAGUUCGCCAUCAGGAAUGUGAUGAUCUCCAGCCCCACCGCCUUCCCCAUGGAUGCCCUCCUGCGCUGCACGUCGCUGGGCGAACCUCAAUCUGUGGCUCUGCGAGCUGCCCUCACGCAGGAGUUCGCUCUGCUGCAAGGCCCUCCGGGAACUGGCAAGACGUUCGUGGGGAUCAAACUUGUGGAGAUUCUGCUGAGCAAUCCACUCAAGAGCAGCUCGGCAGGUCAUUUUGCUCGAGGCAGGGAGCUGGCGAGUUCCGCGGGGCCCAUCCUGUGCGUGUGCUUCACCAACCACGCUCUGGAUCAGUUUCUGGAAGGCCUCAUCGCAAGCGGCAUCAAGAACGUGGUGCGAGUGGGAGGAAGGAGCAAGUCGGAGGUUCUCCAAGAGUACAACCUUCUCAAUAUCAUCCGAAGCUCGAAUCUGGAUCGCAGCAGAACGUACAGGCAAUCAAGCUACGAGGUGGGAAGCAAGCUAAGGGAGGUGGAGGAGGUGAUAGGCACGUACAGUGACGCCCUGCAGCAGCGCAGCGACAACGUGGCGCCUGUGCCAUGGGGUACUAUCGCCUCCCACCUCAUGGCCAAUCAUCCCGUCUACUUCCAAGCCCUCCGUACUGCCAGCAAGGCAGAUGCUGAUGGUUAUGAGCAAGUGGGGCGAGACAACUGGAAGCGGUGGAAGCAAGGCCUGCCCAAGGAAACCCUUCGCCGCAAGAAAGGUGCUGGUGACACAUGGGGGGAUCAAGGUCAUGUAUCCGGCAGGGGGAAGGGAGGCGGAGGGGGAGGGGGAAGGGCAGGAGUGUCGCCACAGGGAGGGGGAAUGGGAGUAGGGGGAGUGGGGAUAGCAGCUUCUGGACAACAGGCGGGCACACAGAACGCGUUUGAUGCCCUGGGUUUCCUUGGUGAGUUCGAGGUUGGGGAGGGGUGGGUGGGUGCAAGCAGUGCGAGGGACGGCGGAGUGAGUGAGGAGCUGAGCGAAAUGGUGGGCAUGAUGGCUACCUUCUACGAGGAGGAUGGCAGUGGUGGUGGUGGGGAUGGAGAGGCAGGCACCGGCCUUGAUGAUUCGUGGCUAGGCCUUGUGCCUUCAGGCAGAGCGAGAGGGGCAGGAGGAGCAGGAGGAACAGGUGGGGCAGGAGGAGCAGGCGGGGCAGGAGGGGCUGGAGGGGCAGGAGGGUUCCCCAUGGAGCAGGACCUCUCACAUGCGUUCGGUGACUUGGGCUUUCACGACGGCAGGCGAGGCCACGGCAUGAAUCAACCCCAUGGCGGUUCUGACGGCAGGGGAAGCCAAGGCAGCAGCAGGGGGAAGAAAGGCAUCAAGCAGGGGCACGGGAGCAAGGGGAAGGAGGAGGAGGUGGUGGAGGAGGAGGUGUGGACGGGUCCGGAGGUGGAUGAGAGAAGUGACAGAGGGGUGGAGGAGCUGUUAGGGUUGGAGGACCCGUGGGCGACGAGUGGACAGGAGAGGAGGAAGCUGGUGGAUUUCUGGGUGGGGGAGCUGCGCGCCACUGCCACUGCUGCCAUUGAGGCCGAGGUGGCGAAUUACUCCAGGAAGGUGAGGGAGCGCAGUGAGUUGCAGCAGGUGGAGGAUCUGCAGGUGCUGAGGAGGGCGCAGGUGGUGGGCAUGACCACGUCUGGGGUGGCCAAGAUGCAGCGCCUCAUCACAGCACUCGGCCCGCGAGUUGUCAUCGUGGAGGAGGCUGCUGAGGUGCUGGAGGCCCACAUUCUCACCUCGCUCACUCCUCAGACACAGCAUGUCAUUCUUAUAGGCGACCACAAGCAGCUGCGGCCCAAGGUGGAGGUGUACGAGCUGAGCAAGGACUCCCACAAGGGCUUCGACCUGGACGUCUCUCUCUUUGAGCGCCUCGCCCUCUCCCGGCAGAUCCCCGUGUACACCCUCGCCACGCAGCGCCGCAUGCGCCCCGAGAUUGCUGACCUCAUCCGCUACACCAUCUACCCGGAUCUCCGAGAUCACCCCUUUGUCCAAGGCUACCCAGACGUGAGGGGCAUGGCGGCGAAUCUCCAUUUCUGGGACCACAACUUCCCUGAGACAGGAGGGGACGACCUGAGGGAGGGCAAGUCCAAGUCCAACGCGGGCGAGGCAGCCAUGGUGGUCGCCCUCGCCACGUACCUCCUGCAGCAGGGGUACACGGGAGGCGAAAUCACCAUCCUCACGCCCUAUGUCGGGCAGCUGCUGAAGCUGCGCCAGGCGCUUUCUCAGGUGGUGAAUGUGCGCCUGGGGGAGGGCGAUGCAGAGGUGGUGGAGGAGGCAGAGGAGAAGGUGGCUACCAGGGAAGGUGCAGCUGGGGGGGAGGCGGCUGGGGGCGGGGAGGCGGCGGGGAGUUCUGUGGGGAAGGGGAAGGGACUGGGGCUGGAGUUUGCUGCGCCGAAGGCGUUUACGGCGAAUCUGAAGGAUGCAGUUCGGCUGGCCACUGUUGACAAGGAAAAGGGGGGGGGAGAGGGGCAGGGAAAAGGGCUGGAGGAAAGGGCAUGGAAAAGGGCUGGGGGAAAGGGCAGGGAAAAGGGCUGGGGGAAAGGGCAGGGAAAAGGGCUGGGGGUGGAGUUUGCUGGAUUUGAUCUGAAGGAUGCAGUUCCGCUGGCCUCUGUGGACAAUUUCCAGGGCGAGGAGAGCACGGUGAUCAUCAUCUCGCUCGUACGGAACAACGGGGAUGGCAAGAUCGGGUUCCUUAAGAGCCCCAACCGCACCAACGUGCUGCUCUCCCGCGCCAAGCAUGGCAUGUACAUCAUUGGCAACGCCAGCACCAUGUGCGCAGCUACCUCCAAGUCGGUCCUCUGGCCCAGGAUAAUGGACAUGCUGGAGAGCAAGGGGCGCGUUCAGAAGUUCAUUCCGCUGCGCUGUGUGAACCACCCCGACACGGUGACGCAUAUUGAGAGAGCGGGGGAGUUCAAGGAGAAGGCCAGUGAGGGCGGAUGCUCCCAGAUGUGCGGCUUCCGACUCACUCCCUGCGGCCACACCUGCCCUCGCAGGGCGCACGCCAAUGCGUUCUGCCCCAAGGAGUGCAACCGCAUUCGCCCGCUGGAGGAGUGUCCGCACCAGCACACGUGCCCCAAGCAGUGUGGCGAGGACUGUGGGCCCUGCCUCGUCACCAUCCGGGCACUCACACUCCCCUGCGGCCAUCAGGCCUUCAAUGUGCCCUGCUUCAAGGCUCAGAAGCCCACUUCCAUUUUCUGCUCUUUUAUGGUGGAGGUCACGAUGCCGCUGUGCGGGCACAAGCAGACAAUCAAGUGUGGUGAGGCCGCCACCAGAGUAGCCAACCCCAAGCACUGCACCGCUCGCUGCGGGGUCUUCCUCUCAGACUCCUGCGGCCACACCUGCAUCUCUCCCUGUGGUCACUGCAUCGUUGCUCCAGCUACUACUACCACCAACCAGGGGCGUGGCUUGCAGCACCUGCCGCAGCAGCAGCAGCAGCAGCAGCAGCAGCAGCAGCAGCAGCAGCAGCAGCUGGAGAAGCUGGAGAAAAACCACAAGAAGUGCUCGCAGCCAUGCAAUCGCCCGCUCCCCUGCGCGCACCUCUGCCCGGACCCCUGCCACCGCGGCACCCCCUGCAAGCCCUGCAUCAAAAAGUGUCUCGUGGCCUGCCAGCACAGCUCUUGCCCCCAACCCUGCCACCGAACCUGCGCGCCCUGCGCCGAGCCUUGCGGGUGGCACUGCAAGCACCAGGGCCGGUGCUCGCUCCCCUGCGGCGCCCCCUGCGACCGCCUCCCGUGCGAGCAGCGGUGCGAGAAAAAACUCAAAUGCGGCCACCAGUGCCCGUCCCUCUGUUCCGAGAAAUGCCCUCCGAAGGGGUUCUGCACGGUUGAAGGGUGUGGGGAGGAGGAGAAGAGGGAUAUGACGGUGGAUCUAGUCACUCUGGAGACGCUAGGGGAGAUAGAUCCGGAUGAGAGCCCUGUGCUGGUGCUGCCGUGCGGGCAUGCUUACACUGUGGAGACUCUGGACGGCCACCUGGGUCUGAACCAGGUUUACCAAGAGUCAGAAGAAGAUGAUGAUGAGUCUGCUGGUGGCAGCAGUGCUGCUGGAUGCGGGGCUGGAGGCGGGGUGGGAGGUGGGGCUGAAGGUGGGGCAGGAGGUGCAUCGGAAGCUGCUGCAGGUGAGUGGGUGGCAGUGCGGCCGUUCGACGAUGGCGGUCUGUCCGCCCUCAAGGGCUGCCCCGAGUGCCGCCAACCAAUCACAGGCCUCCGCCGGUACGGCCGGAUGGUGAACAAGGCGCUGCUGGACGAAUCAGAGCGCAAGUUCGCCCUCAGCUGCCUGGCAGACCAGCAGCAGCUCCAGACAAAGCUGUCCAGGCUGAGCCAAGCUAUAUCUGCCUGCCCUGAGGCUGCUCAACCCAGGCAGUUGCAGGAGCUGGCUAAAGCUGCGACUUCACUGGUCGUGCAGGCAAGCAAGGUGCGAGUGACGGCUAUGGAUCCGCCCACCCAGCAGACCUACCAGGCUUCUGUGGCCGCGCUGCAGAGAAAGCACCUGCAGCUGGGUGCAUCGUCAUCCGGCGCAGAUUCACCUGCAGAUUCACCUGAAGAUUCUGCAGGUCCAGGUGCCGUUUCAUCAUCAGCCUCAGCGUGGGAGGAGGAGUGCCAGCUGCUAUAUGUCCCCCAGCCAGACCCCCGGCCCCUCUGUGAAGCGCUCAUGAUGCUGGGGAAGGCCUACCAGCUUCUCAUGUCUGCCAAUUUCUUCCAGCUGCGCUGCCUGCUGAAAGGUGUCCGCGAUUUGGCUGGUCAAAAUGCUGGUCAGACUGUUAAAACCAGCACGGGUAGGGCGGAGUUUUUGGCGCGGAGGGUGAAGAAUUGCAGGGAGGUUGUGUGUAAGGUGCUGGGGAGUGCAGAGAGGCAUGUGGGGGAGGCUGUGGAGUGGGCUGGCAAGCGCAAGGCACAUCGGCUGGAGGCGAGGGGGAGGCUGGAGAUGGUUGAUUUGUUCUGUGCGUUCGUGGAAGGGAUGAUGGCGGAACGCCUGCUGUCUACUUCCCCUGCUGGCCUGUCCGUCAAAGCAGCAGCAAAGUACCUGGCCUCAUAUGCACCGUGGUGGUUUACAUGGCAGGAUGAGUCAAAGAAGCAGCAGCUAGAGUAUCUCGAGAAGGCCAAGAUUCAGUGCCACAUGGUGGCGACACACCAUCUGGCGUCAGUCAGAGAGAACGACAGGCUUGGGGGGAGUGCAAGGAGUAUGCUCGAGAAAGACUUGCAUGAUCUGGAGCAAUCUGUUCGCGACGACCCGCGCUACUUUGAUGUGACUGAGCGCGAGAAGGCCGACAUUUUCAAGGCAGUGGGCUUGGAAGGGAAUCACUGGUACCGGUGCCGCAAUGGGCAUGUGUAUGCGAUUGGGGAGUGUGGUGGGGCAAUGCAGGAGUCGCGCUGCCCUGAGUGUGGGGAGGUUGUCGGUGGGACGAGCCACAGGCUUCGAGAAGGUAACACCCCGGCCACUGGUUUUUUCAACGGAGUUUGA
This is a messenger RNA of Closterium sp. Naga37s-1, 7005 nucleotides long. The record is from the annotation of a GenBank genome assembly. Lineage: Eukaryota; Viridiplantae; Streptophyta; Zygnematophyceae; Desmidiales; Closteriaceae.